AUGGCCAAGCGGGCAGAGGAGUGGCAGCAAAGUGAGUACCAGAGCGAGAAAGGGAUCAUCGUUCGCCUUCUAGACUUCCUGGAAAAGAACCCACAAGAAGAUCAUGGAAAGAUCAAGCUUAAGAACAAGCUUAUCGAUUCUUGCAAGACACUUUCUUUUGCUCGGCAGAUUCGAGCUCGUCUUGACUGUGCCGGCACUGUGUUUAUCUCCAACAAGCUCAUUGAGAUGUUUGGCAGGUGUGGUGGAGUGCAAGAUGCCGAGAGUGUCUUCUAUGCGAUGGACAAGAGGGAUCCCUUCUCGUGGGAUGCAAUGCUCCUGGCGUAUACGAAAAACUCUUGCCUGACCCAAGCAAGGGUUUUCUUUUUUGAUCUAAUGCCGGAACAGAGCCUCAUUGCCUGGACUGCAAUACUCGUGGCACAUGCCCAAAAAGGGCAUCUUGUUGAAGCAAAACGGCUGUUUGAAAGUAUGCCUUUUAAAGACAUAGUAGCAUGGAACGCCAUGAUAAGUGGGCUUGCUCAACACGGACACUUAAGCAGCGCUGAGAUACUCUUUGACCAAAUGCCGCAAGUUAAUCUUGUCACAUGGAAUGCCAUGCUUACGGCAUAUGCCGAAAACGGGCAUCUUGAAAACGCAUACCACCUGUUUAAUCAGAUGCCGGAAAAAAAUUUGGUUACUUGGAAUGCUUUGCUUUCGGCUUUGGCACAAGCUCGACACAUUACUGGCCUGCAAAUUGUGUUCAAUCAAAUGCCACUGUGGAAUCUAGUUUCUUGGACUUCGGUGCUGACCGCAUAUUCAAUUGACCGGCAUUUUGAAAAGGCUGAGCUGACUUUUAAUGCCAUGCCCGUAUGGGAUUUGGUUGCCUUCAAUGCCCGGCUGACAGCCUCUUCUCAAAACGACUCUUAUGAGAAAACAAAGAGAAUGUUUGAGAAGAUGCCAGAGCGUAACUUUGUCUCUUGGAAUGCAAUGCUUUCAACUGCUAUUGCAAGCCGCGAUCUUGAUUCCGUAAAUACAUUGUAUAAUAACAUGCCUCAGCAUAGCUUUUAUACUUGGAAUAUUGUUUUGGCUGCAUACACACACUAUGGCCUUAUGGAAAAAGCAAAGGAUAUGUUUGAGACGAUGCCGGAGGAGGAUCUUAUUUCUUGUAACACUAUGCUUUCUGGAUAUGCCCAAAACCGGAAUCUAGAGCUUGCCAAAUUCAUGUUUGAUAGAAUGCCACAAAGGGACCUAUUUUCCUGGACUGCUCUUCUCUCUGGUUUCUCACAAAAUGGCUUUAUUCAGGAGGCUACUAGUGUGUUCUACCAAAUGCCAAAGAAGGACUUUGUUGCAUGGAGCGCCUUUCUUUCAGCACAUGCCCAAAACGGGCACCUUUUAUACUGUAAGUUGCUAUUUGAGAGAGCCCCAGAGCAAGAUUUAGUGUGGAGUGCAAUGCUGUCUGCAUAUGCCCAUAAUGGUCACUCUAAAGAGGCCAUUGAUCUUUUUGAUGCCAUGAAACUCAUGUCUAUACCCAAUGACAUAUGUUUUUUAUCUGCUCUUCUCGCUUGUAGCCAUGUUGGAAAAACCCACACAGGUCACCACUGGUUUUUGUCGAUGCAAGCUGACUUUAACGUCAAACCCAACCAGCGGCACUUUUGUUGUAUGGUUGAUCUUUUGGGACGUGCUAGCUAUUUGGUUGAUGCAGAGGAUUUAAUUACUAAUAUGCCCUUUGAGCCGGAUAUUUUAGAGUGGACGUGUUUUCUUGGAGCUUGCAAGAGUCACAGCCAUGUUCCAUUUGGAACUAAUGCAGCAAAGAAUGUGUUCGACCUUUGUCCUAGGGGUGAAGCUCCUCAAGCUUAUCCUUUGCUUGCAAAUUUAAUUGGUCAAAAUCUGGAUUUUUAG
This is a messenger RNA of Selaginella moellendorffii, 1875 nucleotides long. RefSeq names its product pentatricopeptide repeat-containing protein At4g02750-like. The record is from RefSeq and is a predicted model, not a curated record. Bases 1 to 1875 code for a protein of 624 amino acids. The transcript has 2 exons. Gene Ontology annotation, molecular function: protein binding. Lineage: Eukaryota; Viridiplantae; Streptophyta; Lycopodiopsida; Selaginellales; Selaginellaceae.